This is a messenger RNA of Chondrus crispus (carragheen), 321 nucleotides long. RefSeq lists its product as hypothetical. Bases 1 to 321 code for a protein of 106 amino acids. Lineage: Eukaryota; Rhodophyta; Florideophyceae; Gigartinales; Gigartinaceae. The record is from RefSeq and is a predicted model, not a curated record. The transcript has a single exon.
AUGAAUACAAAACCUUGGAUUCGACUACUCAGACAUCUAUAUCAGUGUUUCGAAGAUAAUUUUUCUCCCUCGUGUAUUUGUGGGACUGACGAGGUACUAUCGACGGGGGAAUCGAGAAAGACUGCUGCCCAAAACAAGUGGGCAAGUGGACAUAUCUGUUCCUCUCUGUUUCUGCCGCCGCAAAGGCCAGGUGGUAGGCUUCUAUAUCGGGAGUUCUUUGUGGCGGCGCAUUCCUCGUGGGGAUGUAUGCGAGAGACUCUGGGUUAUUUUCUGCUGUGGCCUUCGUUGCAUGAAGUAUUGGGCCUGCGCAUCUCAUUCUAG